AUGCUCGUUUCAAAGCAGAAUGCACCUUAUCAAUCUGUAUAUAACUUAAAGACAAAUCUGUUUGGUGUACAGGUACCAGUAGUGAUAGCAAACAGGUUCAUUAGGUAUUUGAGAGAUAGGAAUGCAGCCAAUCCACCAGGAUUCUAUACAAUACAUCAGUCACGAUCGAGGAUCAGCAAUACAUUUCAAGGCAUCACUGUGUUUACACUGAAACGAGUGGACCCUUCAUCACAGAUCAUCAUACAGCACAGUCUCUACCUGUCUGCCAAUCCACUCAAUGAUAUCACCUACUUUGAAUCAUUCAUUAUCAAGAACUACAUCGACAUCUAUGCUCUCAUCACUGCACCACUGAUAGUUAAUCAAGUUGUUGACAACUCAACACAUCAACAUAGUCACAACAUUAACAGCAGCAACAAUAGUAGUAAUAGUAUGAGUAUCGACCCCAAUAAUAAUAAUAAUCAUCUUAAUAGUAAUAAUAAUAGUAUACAACAUAACAUGGCGAAUGCUAAUGUAUUAUUGUAUAAUGAUCAACUAAGGAAUCUUCUGAGUGAGGUCUCGGAUGAUGACGAUGACGAGGAGGUGGAUGGACGUUGGAUAGUGAUCACUGGAAUACCAAACCAAUUGCCGUCAUUCCUUUGGCUAUCAUCUACGAUGGACGGUGCCGACACAAUCACAUUACCAAUCAAGUUGGCUCAAAAUGACAUCCAAACUCUGUCCAAUAUUCCAGUUACCAUCUCUCCAUUGAUCAAACUUCCAUCAAUUGCUGUGCAACUUUAA
Acytostelium subglobosum LB1 is the source of this 777-nucleotide messenger RNA. RefSeq lists its product as hypothetical. Bases 1 to 777 code for a protein of 258 amino acids. The record is from RefSeq and is a predicted model, not a curated record. The transcript has 2 exons. NCBI's taxonomy places the organism in Eukaryota, Evosea, Eumycetozoa, Acytosteliales, Acytosteliaceae.